Desarmillaria tabescens is the source of this 843-nucleotide messenger RNA. RefSeq lists its product as uncharacterized. The transcript is spliced from 3 exons. Lineage: Eukaryota; Fungi; Basidiomycota; Agaricomycetes; Agaricales; Physalacriaceae. Bases 1 to 843 code for a protein of 280 amino acids. The record is from RefSeq and is a predicted model, not a curated record.
AUGAAUGUCAUCUUUGCAGGGGACUUCGUGCAGCUACCUCCUGCAAUAGGAGGAGAAGCAUCUUCUCUGUAUGGUCCAUGUGACAGAAUGCAUGCUGCAAGCCCUAGAUCGCAGGAAAUGGCGAUGGGUAAGGCCAUAUGGCAUCAAGUUACUAUGGUUGUGAUAUUGAGGCAGAAUAUGCGACAGCGUACCCAGUCCCCCGAGGAUGAAAAGCUCCGCACUGCCCUCACAAAUAUGAGGUAUAAAUCUGUCACCAAAUCUGACAUCGCCUUCUUGAAUAGCAAAGUCGCAGGUAAGCCUACCGCUGUGAAGAUCACGGAUCCCGCUUUUCGAAACGUGUCUAUCAUCACAGGACUGAACAGCUCUCGAACGACUGAAGAUGACUGGGCGAACAGGCCAUGUGGCAAGAGUGCCAGAAGCAAUGUACGAGCCAUCACACCUCACUUACGUGAGUUGCUAUGGGCUGUGCCGCCUUCUGCGAAUGACAAGCACAUACCUGCUACCUUGUCUCUCUGCAAAGGCAUGCCUGUCAUGAUCAGGUCCAACUCUGCAACAGAGCUAUGCAUCACCAAGGGUCAAGAAGGUUCUGUUUAUUCAUGGACAGGAAGAGUGCUAGAGGUUCUGUUCGUUUCACUUAUCGACCCUCCUACUGACAUUCGAAUCCCAGGUCUGCCGCUUAAUGUCAUCCCUAUCGUGUGCACUUCUAACACCAUUGUAUGCAGUCUUCCGGAUGAUAAUACAAUUAAGCUGUCACGCACUCAAGUGGAGGUCAUCACCAACUUUUCGAUGACGGACUUUGCAUCACAAGGAAAAACUCGUCCAUUCAACCCCUGUCGACCUUAA